Messenger RNA from Branchiostoma belcheri (Belcher's lancelet), 1401 nucleotides. Its product is annotated as monocarboxylate transporter 13-like. Lineage: Eukaryota; Metazoa; Chordata; Leptocardii; Amphioxiformes; Branchiostomatidae. Gene Ontology annotation, molecular function: monocarboxylic acid transmembrane transporter activity. The coding region runs from base 1 to 1401 and encodes 466 amino acids. The transcript is spliced from 4 exons. Gene Ontology annotation, biological process: monocarboxylic acid transport; transmembrane transport. The record is from RefSeq and is a predicted model, not a curated record.
AUGGCGAACCCAGAGAGCCGCCCUCAGCCUCCGGACGGCGGUUGGGGCUGGAUGGUGGUUCUGGCCGGGUUCAUCGUCAGUGGCUGCACGGCCGGAAUUUUCCGCUCUCUCGGGGUCUUCUUCCUGACGUUCAGCCAACAGUUUCACGCCAGCUCCGCGGAGACGGCGUGGAUAAGCUCCAUCCUGAUGAGCGUUACGCUUUUCCUAGCUCCGGUUGGCACUGCCUUGGCGAGCACCAUAGGUUUCCGCCCGACCAUCAUGUGGGGAGGGGUGCUCUCAGCAGCCGGCUACAUCAUCAGUGGUUUUGCAACCCGCAUGUUUCACUUGUACUUGGGAAUUGGCUGUCUGACAGGCCUUGGAUACGCCCUCACUCUUAGUUCUGCUACGGCGAUUGUCGGGCAGUAUUUCACCAAAAGACGAGCCAUGGCCAACAGCCUGACCGUGGUUGGAGCUAGCGUUGCCUCCAUGUCGUUUCCGCCACUUUUCCAGUACCUGAUGGACGAGUUCGGUUGGAAGGGCGCUCUGCUUAUUAUAGGCGGCAUGAUGCUGAAUAUGAUUGUAGCCGGAGCCUUGAUCAGACCUCUCGAAGCUUACAGAGACAGGAAGGUCGACAAUGGUCCUGGAGAAAGCAGAAUGAACGACUCAGACACAGUCUUGGAACCUGGCACGGCAAAGAAGUGUUCGUCAGCUGCGACAAAUUUUCUAAAAACGUUUUGGGCACAGAUGGACUUUAAGGUGAUCUUGAUACCUUCCGUGGCCCUGUUCUUGGCGUCCUUGUUCAUGAUGCAGUUUUGCCUCCUCGUACCAGGGCUGUACAUCAUCCCUCGCGCCAAGCAGCUUCAGAUCGAGGACUACGCGGCGGCGUCCCUUCUCUCAGUCAGUUCAAUCGCAGACUUAGUCAGUCGGCUAGCAGUCGGGGCCAUCCCGGACAACCCACGUUUCAGUCGGUUUGACCAGUACGGACUGAGUCUGUGCCUGUUGGGCAUCACCAACCUCCUGUCUCCCCUCGCCAAGACGUACCCGGCGCUCGUGGCGUACGCUAUCGCACACGGGGCGUUCUACGGCGCGUUCAUUCCGACAUCACUGACCUGUCUGGCCGAACUGGUUGGCCCGAAGCGUCUCCCCAGUGCAAUUGGAAUCCUGAUGUCAAUUCAGGGGUUUGCGUCGCUGGCUGGGCCACCGUUUGCAGGCUGGCUGUUCGACGAGACCCAAAGUUACGACGCCACGUUCCUCCAAGCAGGCGCCGGUUUCCUGCUGGCCGGGCUCUUGCCGUUCCUCCUGCGGCUCAGGAAGAAACGGCCGGCGGACACGACGGAGGAGCCGAAGGACUCACCACAAACAGUGAAGGGGGACUUUGAGAAUGAGACUUUAUUGGUACCAGAACGUGAAACUGUCGUGUGA